CGUGUUCUCCGCGUUGUUUAGUACAUUUGUAAUUUAUAUUAUAAAGUGUUGAGGUGCGGCGAGUAGUAGAGAUACAAACCAGUGACUGACAGCAACCCCUUUUACUAGUUCAUAGUAAAUAUUACUCGUAGUUAGACGUGUUUCAAGUCGCAAGGAUCGAACGUUUCAGGAAGUUUAGUCGUAAGGAUAAGACGUUAUAAACUUUGUGAUACAUUGUUCCAUUCUGUUAGAUAUUACAGUGUAUAAACCUCGGAUUAAAUCACGGAUUAAGAGUUUAACCUCCAAUGGAAUGAUCAGUGAUUGUUAAUAACUUAUUACUGAGGAUAUAUCGAAGCAAGUUUUCACAAUGUUGGCGAAUGCUGGACCGUAUUUCCCCCCAGAGUAUCUUCAUUCUCUACCAAUUUCCUCAGCUGCAGAAAAUCAGAAAAGUCCUCUGGAAUUAUUAGCCCAGACGUGUAGCAGUAUAGGCAAGGACACCACCCCAGCUAAAAUAGCACUCCCACCCAUGGAUAAAUCGGCUGAAAAAAUUCCCAAAUCACCUGUUGAUGACAAACAUAGAGCCGAAGAGAAGAAAGAGUCACCCAAAGACAGUGGAAAGCCAGGAUUCAGAACUGUACCUCCUUACACUGAAAUGCCACCUCUAGUCCCCAUCAAUAACCAUGACGAAAGUUCAAACAGUUCUUCAGAAUCAAUCCACAGUCCCGUACAAAAACAAGAACCAAAAGAAAAGAUGCCAGUUCCCGAGCGAAAAGAGUCUCCAGUCAAACCCAAAAGCCCUGUGAAGGAACCACAACCGGAAAUUAGAAAGACUUCCUCAAUUUCACCACAGCAUCAUGUAAAGCCAGCACCAAUCCCCUCCCCUAAUGGACUCCACCCACACCUUUCUUCAUCCAUGUCUGCUGCCCACAGUGCUUAUUUAAAUGGAUUACGGUCUGGGUCACAUCCGUUACUACCAGGAGCUCCACAUCUUCCAUAUUCUGCUGGAUUAUCUUUGAUGGGUCAUGGACUAUCCCCUGAAGCCGCUGCUUACUACCAAUCUCAACUGUUGGCCGCCCAAUCCGGAUUACACGCACAAGGACUAGCUGCUUCAUCAGCAGCUGCAGCAGCAGCCGCCCAACAAUCAGCUCUUAAAGCCGGUGCUGCAGUAGCCUCGAUGAAUCCCUAUGUUAGUUAUACUCGUGUUCGAACGCCAUCAGGGGCCACAACUCUUGUACCAGUGUGCAAGGAUCCUUAUUGUACCAACUGUCAACUGACUGUUCAAACAUCACACACCUCAGCCACGUGUAAAACACCCGGAUGUUCUCAAUGUGCUCAUGAAAAAGCUUUAUUAGGACUUUCAUCUGGUGCUGCUGGACUUGGGAUGCCUGGAAAUCCUUUAUCACUUUACCCACAUCUAGCAUCUUUACCAUCUAGUGCUUCUGGACUACAAUCUCUAUCCUCUUUACAUUCCCUUUAUCCUCAUAGUGCUCUUCCUUCCGCUCAUCAAGGACUACCUUAUAUUUGUAAUUGGGUUGCUGGACACGAUUAUUGUGGUAAAAGAUUCAACUCUUCCGAGGAACUUAUGCAACAUUUAAGGAGCCAUACUUCGAGUAUAGAUUCAGGAUUACCUGCGGGUUAUGGACUUGGUCUGCCACCAUCAGCUUUAUCUGGGGCCCCGGGACUUGGUCUUGGAGCAGCCCCAAUCAGUCCCAACUCUUUAAGACGUGCUUACCCCACGAGUUUAAGCCCAGGACUUUUAUCAAGUAGCAGAUUCCACCCUUACAAGUCCCCACUAGGAAGUGUUGGAGCCCCUCCCUCGGGCGCUCAUCUCCCACCCCUCAGUGCUUAUUACCCGCAGUAUUCCUCACUCUACGGACCACGCCUAGGAGCUGCAGUACCCUGAAGAACCAACAAUGUGAAUUAAUAGCAAUCAAUUGUGAUAUGAACGUUAAUAUGAAUUAUUUAUGUGUCUAAAUGUCACUCGUGUUUUGUUGAGUGAAUUGGAACAAAAAAUCAUUUUAUAAAACCUGAAGCUAUGGAGAGAAAAAGAGAAUACAAUAUUAUAAAAACAAUUAUUAUGAAUGCUAAACCAGUACUUUUCAAAUAAAGUGUAAUUUAAAAUUUUAAUAAUUAUGCAAUUUGUUAAUUUAAUAAAAAUUAUAAUUAAUUU
This is a messenger RNA of Lottia gigantea (owl limpet), 2149 nucleotides long. RefSeq lists its product as hypothetical. The transcript is spliced from 2 exons. Gene Ontology annotation, cellular component: nucleus. NCBI's taxonomy places the organism in Eukaryota, Metazoa, Mollusca, Gastropoda, Lottiidae. The record is from RefSeq and is a predicted model, not a curated record. Bases 347 to 1882 code for a protein of 511 amino acids. Gene Ontology annotation, biological process: negative regulation of DNA-templated transcription.